GGUUUUUUAGAGGGUGCAGAUGUACCCUCUGCUUUCUUUUGCUUUGUAGCCUUCUUUUGUUUUGCUUUUUUUUCAAUACGUUGCCAUCCGAAUGAAUUAUGAACAAAAGCUGAGAUGUUCACAAGCAACCAUUUUUGGUGGCUUGUUCACUCAUGUUCAGAACCACGCUCGUAUCACUUUUUGAUCACAGCGACAAUUCGGUAUACAUGGAUAUGCACUACUGCCCGGCGUUAUUACAUAGUUCACUCAUUUCAUACCCAAAAUAUUCGGUUUUAGUUUUUGCAGCCAGAAGCAGGAAACUCGGCUCACUUAAC
Messenger RNA from Aspergillus sclerotioniger CBS 115572, 314 nucleotides. RefSeq lists its product as uncharacterized. The record is from RefSeq and is a predicted model, not a curated record. The transcript has a single exon. Bases 115 to 276 code for a protein of 53 amino acids. NCBI's taxonomy places the organism in Eukaryota, Fungi, Ascomycota, Eurotiomycetes, Eurotiales, Aspergillaceae.